GCCAUUUAUGACUGCUUGCAGUUGCGGAGCGUUCGCAGUUCGCUCAACGCCAUAAAGUGGAUUAACUGGCUUCAACCCUGGUCAUCUACUGAACAACUGCUUGACACAAUUACUCCAGCAGAGUCCUUUCUUCUUGCUGCCGCUGCUGCGAUCGAACACAAUCAAAUCCCUCUCGCCAGCAUUCUUUCUUAAGCAAAGAAACUUUGCUCCAGAAAGGCUUGUAAGACCAUCUGGUCCUGGUGCUUUUUGUUACCCAAUAUCACACAAGCAUUAGUAUAAUUCAGCUUCUUGUGGGAUACUGCAUAAGAAAUCCCUCUCAUCUUGACAAAGCAACGGUUGCAACAACAGCUCAUAUCAAGCUAUUGAACAUCAAGCUAUUUUAAUAAAACCAAGCAUGUCCUACUCGACUUUGGUCAGCAAUGGAAGUACUGAUUUUCGAGGGAGAAUUGCAGACAAGCGAAAAACGGGAGGAUGGAAGGGCUCUCCUUUUCUCAUAGCAAAUGAGGUGGCUGAGAGGUUAGCUUUUUUCGCCAUUGCUGUGAAUAUGGUAGCUUACUUGGUCUUUGAAAUGAACCAAUCACUCCCAACUGCUGCCACUCAUGUCACUGAUUGGAUUGGAGCUGCCUAUGUUUUAACUAUUUUUGGAGCGUUUGUCGCUGAUGCUUAUUGGGGCCGAUUCAAAACCGUCGUUGUCUUCUCUUGCGUAUAUGCAGUGGGAAUGGUCAUGUUAACAUUAUCAGCUGGUAUAGAUAGCCUGCGACCACCUAAAUGCAUGAAAAGACCCUGCAUAGAAGCAACCGAUCGUCAAUCGGGUUUCCUCUUCUGUGCGCUAGCCCUUAUCGCCCUUGGAACUGGAGGUAUCAAGCCGUGCGUUUCCUCAUUCGGGGCGGACCAAUUCGACGAGGCUGACAAAAAGGAAGCUCAAAAGAAAUAUGCAUUCUUCAACUGGUUCUUCUUUGCCAUUAACAUGGGUGCACUACUUGGUAUAACAGUGUUGGUGUAUGUAGAAGAUCAAAAGGGUUGGGUUUGGGGGUUUGCGGUUCCUACUGUGCUCAUGUUUAGUUCUGUCAUCAUUUUAGUUUCUGGGGUUCCUUUUUAUCGAUUCCAGAAGCCCAUGGGAAGCCCUUUCACAAGGUUUCUUCAGGUCAUUGUGGUCUCUGUAAGGAACCAUUUUGCAGGGGUUGCGGUGCGUCGCGACACUGGUCUUUAUGAAGUUGAUUCUGUUGAAUCUGACAUCACUGGUGCCCGAAAGAUUGCUCAUACAAGACAGUACAGCUUCUUAGACAAAGCAGCAGUAGCAACAAACCCAGAAGCCAACCCAAAGAACCGAUGGAGACUAUGCACAGUGACACAAGUUGAAGAAUUCAAAUGCUUUAUCCGAGUACUUCCAAUCUGGGCAUCAACGAUUGCUCUCGCACUCUCCUUCGCUCAACAGUCCACCUUCUUCGUCAGCCAAGCCAACAAAAUGGACCGCAAAAUUGGAUCAUUCACUAUCCCCGCAGGCUCCUCCCCUGUCUUCGCAGCCAUAAAUGGUCUCAUCCUUGUCCCCGUUUACGAACUCUGGAUAGUCCCAAUCCUUCGCAAAUACACCGGUCACCGCCGCGGCCUCACAUCUCUACAAAGAAUGGGUGUUGGCCUAUUUGUAUCAAUUUUCUCAUUAGCCUCAGCUGCAUUAGUAGAAAAGAAGCGACGUGACGAUCCAAACUCACUAACCAUGAGUGUAUUCUGGUUGUUCCCACAAUUCUUCUUACUAGGUACAGCAGAAGUGUUCACUUAUGUGGGACAAUUGGAGUUUUUCUACGAUCAAGCGACGGAUGGAACGAGGAGUAUCAGUAGUGCAUUUUUUCUGUCUGAGAUUGGGAUUGGGAGCUGGUUAAGUACUGCAUUGGUGAAGAUAGUUGAAAGAGCUACUGGUGGGCAAGAAAAAGGGUGGUUGAGGAAUGAUCUUAAUCAGAGUAGGCUUGAUUACUUUUACUGGAUAUUGGCUGCCAUUAAUGGAGCAAAUUUCUUGGUGUAUGUGUGGAUUGCUUGGCGUUUCAAAGGCAAGGCUGGUGAAGAGAAUAGUGUGAGAGAUGAGUCCAUUAUGCUUGAGAUGGGUCCUGGUCAAGUGGUGAAGAGAGGCGAUGAUGGUAAUGGAGAGCUUCGAAGUGUAAUGUUUUGAACGAAACUGUCACUGUAUUUUACACUGAAUUUUCUUUAUUUGUUUUUUUGUGGUUUUUUUUUUUAUUUCUUCUGUAAUUUUAAGGUUCUUAAAAGAUGUAUUCGGACCAAGAAC
Molecule: messenger RNA, 2275 nt
Organism: Tripterygium wilfordii
Lineage: Eukaryota; Viridiplantae; Streptophyta; Magnoliopsida; Celastrales; Celastraceae
Product: protein NRT1/ PTR FAMILY 8.2-like
Exons: 6
Coding region: 395-2161 (588 amino acids)
Biological process (GO): oligopeptide transport; transmembrane transport
Cellular component (GO): membrane
Molecular function (GO): transmembrane transporter activity
Source: RefSeq, a predicted model, not a curated record